AUGCUAAGAACCAUGAGUGGCAAAGUCUCUCGAGACACCCUCUACGAGGUGGUGCGGGAAGUCCUGCACGGGAACCAGCACAAACGCAGAAAGUUUUUGGAGACGGUGGAGCUGCAGAUCAGUGUGAAGAACUAUGACCCUCAGAAGGACAAGCAUUUCUCGGGGACCGUCAGGCUUAAGUCCACCCCAUGCCCCAAGUUCUCAGUGUGUGUUCUUGGGGAUCAGCAGGCCUGUGAUGAAGCCAAAGCUGUGGCUAUCCCCCACAUGGACAUCGAAACACUGAAAAAACUUAACAAGAAUAAGAAACUGGUCAAAAAUCUGGCCAAGAACUGUCAUGCCUUUUUGGCCUCUGAAUCCCUGACCAAGCAGACCCCAAGAAUCCUAGGUCCAGGCCUGAAUAAGGCUGGCAAGUUCCCUUCUCUGUUGACCCACAAUGAGAACAUGGUGGCAAAAGUAGAUGAGGUGAAGUCCACCAUCAAAUUCCAGAUGAAAAAGGUCUUGUGUGUGGCAGUGGCUGUUGGCCGUGUGAAGAUGACAGGUGAUGGACUUGUUUACAGCAUCCACCUGGCUGUCAGCUUCCUGAUUUCACUGCUAAAGAAGAAUUGGCAGAAUGCUCGGGCUUUGUACAUCAAGAGCACCAUAGACAAGCCAGCAUCUGAGCUGCAUCCGUUGGGGCAGAUUCUGGGUCCUCGCCGCCUUCUACACGAAGACCACGCGGGUUUCCUGGAGGCCAGGGUGAAGUAG
Elephantulus edwardii (Cape elephant shrew) is the source of this 744-nucleotide messenger RNA. RefSeq names its product 60S ribosomal protein L10a-like. Gene Ontology annotation, biological process: translation. The transcript is spliced from 2 exons. NCBI's taxonomy places the organism in Eukaryota, Metazoa, Chordata, Mammalia, Macroscelidea, Macroscelididae. The coding region runs from base 1 to 744 and encodes 247 amino acids. Gene Ontology annotation, molecular function: RNA binding; structural constituent of ribosome. The record is from RefSeq and is a predicted model, not a curated record. Gene Ontology annotation, cellular component: large ribosomal subunit.